Messenger RNA from Penicillium brasilianum, 1083 nucleotides. The record is from the annotation of a GenBank genome assembly. NCBI's taxonomy places the organism in Eukaryota, Fungi, Ascomycota, Eurotiomycetes, Eurotiales, Aspergillaceae.
AUGUCCUUUGGAAUAGCUUUGCUUGGAGCUGGUGUUUUUGCAAAGAGAGAGCACCUUCCAGCUAUCAAAGCAUGUCAAUCCUUCAGCUUGAAAGCAGUGUACUCGCGAUCGCAGAGCUCAGCCGAGAGCUUCGUGGCUGUAGCCUGCGAGGGUGAGGCCAACGAGGACGUCGAAGCGUACUUCGAUUCACCAUCUACUCCAUCCAAGUCGCUUGAUAAUCUUCUACGACGCGAUGAUAUUGUAGCUGUUAUCGUCGCUGUCGCUAUCGACGUCGCCCCGGAGCUUAUCAAAAAAGCAUUAGCUGCAGGCAAACAUGUGUUGAGCGAGAAACCUAUUGCUCCCGACCUCAAUACUGCCCGGAGUUUGGUGAACUAUUCUCAACAGUUGAAAGACGUUCUGUGGGGCGUUGGUGAAAAUUUCCGGUUCUGGAAUUCGGUACAUCGAGCAGCAGAGAUUAUCAAGGACCUCGACGCCAACUUGCUUACCUUUUCGGUUACUGCAUAUUCCUUCACUGACGCUAAAAACCCUUUCUAUCAUUCAGACUGGCGCCAGAAUCCUACUUUCCAGGGUGGAUAUCUACUCGAUGGCGGGGUUCAUUUCGUGGCCGUUCUACGAAUUUUACUUGCUGCAAUAGGUCGAACUAUCGAUAGUGCAUCCGCAUACACGAUGUCCUUACAAAAGGACCUUCCUCCUGUGGACACUAUUCAUGCUAUAUUGAGAACUGAUAAUGGGCGCAGUGGCUCCUAUAUCUCAUCUGUUGGAAUUGAGGCUAAGCUUGGUAUGGAGUUUGAAAUUGUCACAGACAAAGGCUCUAUUACAUACCUCCCCUUUCAGAAGCAAAUCUUGACCAAGCUCAAAGAUCAGCAGGAGAAGGGCAAGUGGGAAGACAAGACAGAGCCAGCGCCACUAAUGUGGGGUGUCAAGGAAGAAGUCGCUGCAUUCGCCGAGUCCAUUUCCGCUGGAAGACUGGAUUCGAAAUUGUCGAGCUCUGAGGCAUUGGAAGACUUAAGGGUCGUAGAAGCUAUGCUCAAGUCCGCGGAGGCAGAAGGUCAACCAAUUUAUCUUGCUAGAGACACGGUUUAG